Penicillium samsonianum is the source of this 1404-nucleotide messenger RNA. RefSeq lists its product as uncharacterized. The transcript has 4 exons. Gene Ontology annotation, molecular function: transmembrane transporter activity. The coding region runs from base 1 to 1404 and encodes 467 amino acids. The record is from RefSeq and is a predicted model, not a curated record. Gene Ontology annotation, biological process: transmembrane transport. NCBI's taxonomy places the organism in Eukaryota, Fungi, Ascomycota, Eurotiomycetes, Eurotiales, Aspergillaceae.
AUGAGCAAUCGAGAUCGUCAUCAACAAGUGCGGCAGCAGGACGACGAUGUCGAUGAACAAACGGCUUUGCUGCAUCCUGCUCCUAGGACCGAGCCAUAUUCCGUGUUCACGCCGACCCAGAAACGCUUCAUUAUUCUGACAGCGGCACUGGCGUCGAGCUUUUCACCUCUAUCUGCCAAUAUCUACUACCCGGCAUUGAAUUCGAUUGCAAAGGACUUGCGAGUCAGUCCAUCUCAAAUGAAUCUGACGAUCACCACAUAUAUGAUAUGCCAGGGCCUCGCUCCAAUGUUGACAGGAUCAUUGGCAGACCAAGCUGGUCGUAGACCCGCAUACAUUCUUUGCUUCGUGAUAUAUAUAUUUGGAAACAUUGCUCUUGCCCUGCAACAUAGCUUUCUAGCGCUCCUAGCUCUUCGUGCCGUCCAAAGCUGUGGCAGUAGCGGCACCGUGGCCCUUGCAUCCGCAGUGGCGGCCGACAUUAUCACAUCAGCCGAGCGAGCAGCCGGUACUUUCUUCGUCCCGCUGUUGCUCUUCUUUCCCGAAACCUGCCGUGGGAUUGUGGGAAAUGGCUCGACUCCUGCAGUUGGAUGGAAUCGAGCCAUUUGGAGUUACUUUCGGACCACCACCGAAGUGACCCCGCCUGCAUCAAGUGUGCCGAGGAGGCGCAUGAAUGUCCCUAACCCAGGCUCGACCCUGCGUCUGCUUUCCCACCGACCUGUGGGACUGGUCCUUUUGGCAAAUGGAGUUGUUUUCAGCAGCUACUAUGCCGUCACAGCUGGAAUUCCCGCACUUUUCCACAGAAUCUAUGAUCUAGAUGACUUGGAUAUUGGACUAUGCUUUAUUCCUGCAGGGCUGGGAUCACUACUCAGUGCAACUGCCAACGGAGUAUUAGUUGACUGGAACUACGGACGGGCUCGACGCACCGCCGGCCAGACGGUACACAAGAACCAAAAGCAGGACAUCAUUGGAUUUCCCAUCGAACAAGCGAGGUUGCAGAUUGGCCUGCCAAUGACAGUACUUGCAGCUGUCUCAAUAGUCGUCUACGCGGUACUCAUACCCUUGAAGCCACCACUCCUAGUCGCGCUUAUGGUGGUGUUUGUAAUUUGCUUUUGUAUUACGGCGGUAUACAACGUGAUGAAUAUUCUCAUUGUCGACUUGUACUACGAGACGCCUGCUACCGUGAUGGCUGCUAACAACCUUGUGCGGUGUUUCCUUGGCGCUGGUGCAGCAGCGAUGGUCAACCCUCUGAUCAAGCGAAUUGGUGUGCAAUGGACAUAUUGUUUUGUCUCCGGCGCAAUUGCUCUAGUCAUUCCGGUUCUAGGCGUUGUUUACGUUCAGGGCUGGGAAUGGCGCAAAAAACAAGCCGAGACUGAUGCACAACUGCGAACUGUACACGAGAGACCGUAG